GCCCCAUCAUCACCUUCUUCACCCAUAGCUAAUGAACCAAAAUAUGAGAAGCGCUGGCUAGACACCUUAUCAGUUCCUUUGUCGAUGGCUCGAAUCUCGAGGUACAAAACUGGAACAGAUAAAUUAAGAUCUAAUGCAUUUGAAGUGCUGGCACUUGAUGGAGUUAGUACUGGGAUACUUCAGUUUUAUACAGCCCAGGAGAGUGCUGACUGGCUGAGAGCAAUGUCAACUAACAUCAGUGAUUUGACACUUCAAAAUAUCAAAAUGGCAAAUAAAUGCUGUUCUCCCUCAGACCAGGUCAUACAUAUGGGAUGGGUAAAUGAGAGACUUGAAGGAACUGAUUCAUCUCAGCUCUACAAAUCCAAGUUUCUGGCACUGAAGGGUUCAUCCUUCUAUAUUUUCAGCACGCCACCGGUAAGCACACUAGACUGGGUACGAGCUGAAAAAAUCUAUAACCUCUGUGAGGUUCUAUUUAAAAUUCACAAGCUCUGGCUUGCUGAUGAUUGCUGGCUACAAGCAAACUUGUAUUUAGGUAUUCAUCAGGACUUUGAUCUUGAAGACCAGAGGCCAUAUUGUUUCAGUGUUAUGGCUGGACACGGAAAGAGUCAUUAUUUCAAUGUAGAACUGGGCAGUGAAUUGGCCAUGUGGGAGAAAUCAUUUCAAAGAGCAAUUUUCUUGGAAGUUCAAAGAACAGGGUCUAAAACAUAUAUGUGCAGUUGGCAAGGGGAUACUCUGUGUUUCACAGUCGACUUUGCUCUGGGAUUUACCUGUUUUGACAGUAAAACAAAGAAUGUACUGUGGAGGUUUAAAUUCUCUCAACUCAAAGGCUCUUCAGAUGAUGGAAAAACAAAAGUAAAGCUGCUUUUUCAGAAUCUAGAUACCAAACAAAUUGAGACAAAGGAGCUUGAAUUUCAGGAUCUGACGGCAGUUUUACACUGUAUUCACUCCUUUAUAGCAGCAAAAGUGGCAUCUGUGGAUCCAGUAUUCAUAGACAGUCAGAGUAUUGCAAGAAAAUAUAUGUACAGUAACUGAUACUAGAUUAUAUGUUGUGACUAUGGAAAAUAAAUUAUUUUCUUAAAAAAAUAGUAGUUAUUUCAUUCAAAAUAUUGCAACUUUGUGGUUUUAUAAGAAGCCUUUAUUUGUGUUAUCUGUAAUGUUAAGAGUUUUCACAAUCUGAUAAAUAUUUUAAAUCUGUGAGUUGACAAAUACUAAAUCAAACUGAAUCAGUUUGUCAUCUUCUGCGUUAAUCUAAAAUUCUAAGUGAAUAUUCAUUCAGUAAUAUUUCUAGUGCCAUUUUGAUUUCUACUCUUAUGGUCAUUCAUACUCCCCCUUAUUAGGUAGAAAUGUGGAGUAAUAUUUGAAAAGCGUGUGUCCAAAAUUUGGCCUCUAAGUCUCUUUUGAAAAGUGCUGGGCACACAGACAGUUUCUACAAUCUUCACUGUAGAAAAGAAGUAAUUAUUUCAGACCACUGCAGUAGGAAUUGAACUUUUAUCUUGCCUCUCUAUGUUUGAAAAAUUAUAGUUCUACAGUUGGGUUCUUUCAAGGUCUGAGAGUUUAGCUCUGGCAAAACACUAAAUACUGUAUUUCAGAUCUAGGAAAAUAUUUAAGCACAUGCUUGGCUCUAAGCACAUUAAGUAGCCCCAGAGUAUGCACAAGGAAAUGUUAAGUGUGUAUUUAAGUCUCAUGGUAGAUCAGCUGUGAAGAGAUUUAGACUCAGCUAAGAAGCUUGACUAUAGCCACUCAGAACACUUGCCAUAGGGUUUUCUUAUCUAUGAAUAAAAUUUCCAUGACCCAUUCAUUUAUUCAUUCACAGAUUGCCUUGAUGCUGUCCUUUGAUGUGAUGCCCUGUAUGCUUGGGAACAGCUUCUUUAAUAAACUGUUUUGUUUGGUGAAAGAUGCUUCCAGUAUAGGAUGAACAUAACAAAACACAAAGAUAUUUCUGGUCCAUCUACCUUUUCCUUCCUACAUCUCUAAC
Messenger RNA from Empidonax traillii (willow flycatcher), 1975 nucleotides. Its product is annotated as gamma-2-syntrophin-like. The annotation marks the transcript as partial. The transcript has 9 exons. The record is from RefSeq and is a predicted model, not a curated record. Gene Ontology annotation, molecular function: structural molecule activity. NCBI's taxonomy places the organism in Eukaryota, Metazoa, Chordata, Aves, Passeriformes, Tyrannidae. Gene Ontology annotation, cellular component: intracellular anatomical structure; dystrophin-associated glycoprotein complex.